UAUAAGAGUGCGCCCACACAAGAGCCUUCUGUCCUCUCCCCUUUGUAUAAAAGUUUGCAUACUUUCUGGCUCUGGGCGCACCACCAACUAGGACGAUAAUAACACCGAUACGUAUAUAGUAUACCAUAUGGAAAAGGCUAAUUUUUGCCCUUUUUCUCCCCUACCAGUUUAGGGUAACUCACUGUCCUGUUUUGGUUUUUCUUCUUUAAUUUUCAGUAUCUAUUCCUAUUUAGCUUUACCGGUGCCGGAUCGCCCUAGGUUUUUGUAUUUGAAGUAGGUUGUCAGUCGUCCAUGCAUGUAGCUCAAUCCCAUCAAACCCAGCAGUUCAAUCCUAGCCAGAUCGUAUAUCAUUCAGAUUGUUUGUAUACAAAAGCUCAGUGUGUAUACUCAAUAUCGUUUGUCAGGGACUCAAGCAAAAUUCAUUAUCUUCUGUAUUGUUCAUCUUUCAAGUCUUCUAGUGUGUAUGGGCCUUUAUUCUGCACAUCAGCAAUGAGAAAGAUAUUUUGUGUAUAGCCACAGCCAAUGCUCUGGCUUGUUGGCAUGCUGUACUGCUAUAUGUACAAAAAGGGCAGAUGUUAUCUGAGGUUGGGGUAGGGAUAACAGAUUAAAGAAAUGAUGGGGAUGCAGGGCCUUAUCCAGGUUUGUUAGCAACCUAAAACUAGGCAAAACCAUCUUGCAGUGCAGGUGGGGCAGAUAUAACAUGUGCAGAGAGAGUUAGAUUUGGGUGGGGUGUGUUCAAACUAAAAUCUAAAUUGCAGUGUAAAAAUUAAGCAGCCAGUAUUUACCUGCACAGAAACAAUAUAACCCACCCAAAUCUAAAUCUCUCUGCACAUGUUACAUCUGCACCACCUGCAGUGCAACAUGAUUUUGCCCAGUUGUUAACUUUUUUUGUUUGCUUGCAAACAUGAGUAACCCCCACAAUGGGCUUUCUUAUCUGAGUAAAUUAAAUAGUACCUACAGUAUGUUUAUUUUCAUUCUCUUAUCUACAUAUUUGAAGAUUUCUCAAUGUAGUGACUUUAAGUUGUGGCUAUUGGGGGUCAUUCCGAGUGUUCAGCACCCCUGCCCUACAACAUUCCUACAGUCAAUACUGUCUAAUCCUCUACAACUGCUAAACUAGGGUUUCGGUGAAUUGGGAAAAUGCCUUCCCUUCCCUUCCCUUUUGUGUGUGACCUACACCAACAAAGUGCCAUCUUAACUAACAGAACCAACCAAAUACCAUGGGGUAUAUUUACUAAUAUUCAUAUUUGAGUCAGUUUGUGUAGUGUUUAAACUCAUUUUUUAUCUGGUGCAUUUUCAUGCAACGUUUUGAAACUAUGGCCCUCAUUCCGAGUUGUUCGCUCGCAAGGCGAUUUUAGCAGAGUUGCUCACGCUAAGCCGCCGCCUACUGGGAGUGAAUCUUAGCAUCUUAAAAAUGCGAACAAUGUAUUCGCAAUAUUGCGAUUACACACCUCGUAGCAGUUUCUGAGUAGCUUCAGACUUACUCGGCAUCUGCGAUCAGUUCAGUGCUUGUCGUUCCUGGUUUGACGUCACAAACACUCCCAGCGUUCGCCCAGACACUCCUCCGUUUCUCCGGCCACUCCUGUGUUUUUUCCGGAAACGGUAGCGUUUUUCCCCACACGCCCAUAAAACGGCCUGUUUCCGCCCAGUUACACCCAUUUCCUGUCAAUCACAUUACGAUCGCCAGAACGAUGAAAAAGCCGUGAGUAAAAAUCCUAAGUGCAUAGCAAAUUUACUUGACGCAGUCGCAGUGCGGACAUUGCGCAUGCGCAUUAAGCGGAAAAUCGCUGCGAUGCGAAUAUUUUUACCGAGCGAACAACUCGGAAUGACCACCAAUAUACGCUAAGUUACGAAGCAGUCAAGUUUAUGGUUUUCGUGUUUUCCUGUGUCGAUGCCAGUCGGGUUUUUUUGGCACAUUUACGGCCGUCAUUGUCGUUUGCGUAUGUGUUUUUGUUGUUUUUACUGGUUUAUUUUCUAUGUUAAACGCGGCAGGGUUAUUUAUCAACCACGGCCGCAUUUUCACUUUUAGUUUCGAUUUUCAAUCCCGGUUGGGGUUGGUUGUGUUUUAGAUGUAGGAGUGUCUGUGCGCAAUCAUUUAAAUACGCCCCAAACCAUCCGCACCUCAUGGGUUUAGUUAGUGGUGAGGAGGGAGGUUAUGCUGUGGAGGUUGGUGAGUAGUUGGUUUGGUGAGGAGUUUUUUGGGCGAUUUCUGAGUGUAGUAUUGUGUUUGAAAGUAGUCUUGUCAUUCUUGUAGUCUUGUUUUUUUUGGUUUUGUCUCAUUUUUUGUCCAAGUCUUUUUGAUUUAGAGUCCCCUGUCAGUGUGUGUGUGUGUGUGUGUGUGUGUGUGUGUGUGUGUGUGUGUGUGUGUGUGUGUCUGUGUGUGUGUGAGUUGUGCAGUGGUAGUGGAGGAGUGUGUUGUUGUUUUUUUUCCCUGUGUUAAUUGUUGAACCACACAAUUAUGUCUGACUCAGAGGUGGGUGAGGUGGCUGAGGUAAGUGAGGUGGAGGGUGUGAGUGAGGGGGAGGAGGUUGGUCAGGUGGAGGAGGUGAGUAAGAGUGAGGUUAGUGAGGUGGAGGAGGUGGGUGAGGUUGCUGCAGCAGCCUCAAGCGACAGUGAUAGUGACAGUCAGAGAGCUCCGCAGCCACGCGCCACUACUAAGACUGGGCGGAAUGUAAAGUUUAGUUAUGCUGAAAAUGUGGCAUUGGUGCGGGAGCUGAUGAAGUAUCAGCGGCAGCUAUUUGGGCCUGAGUCCGCCAAGGUGCCAACACGGAAGAAUAUUUUGUUGUGGGCGAAAGUUGUUGCUGCUGUAAAUAGUGAGGGGGUGGUCAAGCAGACGGAGGACACGUGCCGCAAACGGUACUAUGACAUAAAGCGACGUGUCAAGUCCAAAAUGGCCAAGGAGGCGAAGUCGGCUAGCAAAACCGGUGGUGGUCAGCCCUAUAUUGCCAGAUAUCUGGACUAUGAGGAGCCCAUGCGGAGUUUAAUACCUCCUGAAGUAGUGUCUGCAACCCAUGUCCGUGAUUCCGAUCUGCCCAGGAAGGAUGGUGAGCAUGUGCAUUUGUCUUAACAUUCUAUUACAUUACUUCUGUCGUUAUUUUUGGGGGAAAUGUGUGUCAUGUGACGUUGCAUAUUACUCUCAUUUUCAUGUGUGCGUCAGCAAAGACAUUGUUUUGGGUAAUGUUUUCUACAAAAGCAAAUGUAACAUAGUACUUUAUUGUAUGUCAUGUGGUUUUUUAACAGUACAUUUUCCAUGUGUAGUUUGGACUUGGUGUGUCAUUGAAUUGUCCAGCAAUAAUGUUUUCCUUAUGCACAUUUUACAGUUUGCAAGUUGGACUAUGUUUUUGAUUUCAGUUAUCCAUGUGCAAUGUUUGAAAAACAGUGGUUGAUAUGUUAGAGGCUGGAAUAGUGCAAAGUGGCUUUCAAGCCAGUUACAUGUGUAAUUUCAUUAGUACUGUAUGUAAUAUUGUUUAAGACAAACCCACUAUUUUUUGGUUCAUUUAGAGUCUGUAUUUGUACCCUGACACAACACUGCAGACUUAGUUACUGUACUAUUAUGAUGGUUUUUUUUAAAAAAAAUUUUUUUUGGGCUCAUAUUGUGCUAAUGUGUGUUUGGAGUGCCACAUCACAGAGCAUUUUCUAUAUUGCAUCUUUCAUUAAUUACAUAUCAUUUAUAAAUGAAGAUGUCUGUGUUUUGGCUUGUUAGUGUAUGUAUUAGUAAUUGUGGGGCAGAUUUAUUAAGCCUGGUGAAGUGAUAAAGUGGAAUUGAUAAAUUACAAACCAAUCAGCUCAUAACUUCCAUGUUACAGGCUGGGUUUGAAAAAUUACAGUUAAGAGCUGAUUGGCUGGUGCUUUAUCACCUUCCACUUUAUCACUUCACCAGGCUUAAUAAAUCUGCCCCUGUGUCCUAUGUCUGUGUCCUGUACAUUAUUUCCUGUGUUGCACUUUCCAUAGUGUGUGUGUUUUUUUUCAUAUUUUUUUGUUUUGUUCAGAAAUUAUUCCCACAUAAAUAAGCAUCCAUUUUUGUAAGAUUUAAUGUUUAUAAACAUAAUGGGUGGAUGUAUCAACAAUAGCAUGAAUAAAUGAGUUAUUUUAUUUGUUUCAUUAUUUACAGUGUUGAAAAAAAGCCGUACUGGUCGGCCUACAGUCACUCCCAUGACAUCUGAUGAUGAUGACGCUGCGGAAGCAGGUCCAUCAAAAGAAGUAUUGAGCAGCAGAAGGCGGACUCCUGUAGCACACCAAACAAUAAUACAUGUGGCAACAAAGAAAGCAAGGUCUGAUGUCCAAUCACAACCACAGCAGUCUACCCCACCACGAAGAUUGUCUACAGUUUCUUCGGUCCCACCACUCCAAAUUUUGGUCACACCUCCAAGACGCCAACCACACUCCCCUCAUCUUGAUUGUUCUAGUACUGGUACCAGCAUCCCGAAGCAACAGCAGCAACACAGUGACAUGGAUGAGACAAUCAUGUUACAAAUGCAGCCAUUAAUCGAAGGAAUCAGCCACCCAGCACCUGUGCGUACACCACCACAGCAAAGCACUCCACCACCACAACACAGCCCAACAACACCUGUAACACAAGGCCCUGAUCAAGUGUUUUGGGACAGUUGGGCUACACAGCAGGCCACUAAUCAAGAAUGCCUGCGUAGGCAGACCCAAAUUUUUGCUAACCUACCAUCUUACCUCAGAAGAAUCAGCAGAAAUAUCAGUCGCCAAAAUGAACCAACCACCAGAAUUGCCAAUACCAUGGAAAUCACGCGUGCAGACAUUACACAUGUCAUGGGCAACUUACAACACAUAAUGGAAGAACAGCACAGACAACAGCAAAGCUACAUCAACAUCUUAGAAAACAAUCAAAUGAUCAAUGAAUCUAUCACCAGAAUUUUAGAAAAUCAAAAUGCUGCAACACGUGAACUCAAUGCCACCCUCACUAACCUCAAUGAAACACUCAGAUCCCAGCACCAACAGCAACCAAGCAGCAGUUCUGGUAUGACUACUCCUAUUCUAUCGCCAGUGUCCUCACCACCAAGGCGCUCCACCAGAUCACGCCAACACGACAGUGGUAAAGGCAAAGCCCAGUCCAAGCAGCCAACCCAAAAAAAAUAAAAAAAUAGAGACACCGAUUUCUGUAUAGAGAAGAAAAUAAACACAGUUAGUAAGUGUAGGUUUGUCACAAUAUAUAUAACACUUAGCACCUUGUCAAUUUGUUGAACAUCAUUAAUUAUAAGUGUUACAAACAACAACAGGAUUUCUGGGAACACAUUUAUUCUUUAACAUCUCUGUAUUUUUUUUGGAGGAGGAAAAACUUAUUUGAUCUGCACAUUGAUCUUAGCAUGCAGUAACAACACCACUUGAUUUUUUUUCUAAUCAUUACUCUUUCUAGAUUCCAAUCAUUCUCAGAUUCUGCAGACAGACUAAUUGGCAGCCAUGCACAAUAUCAUUAGCAUGCAGAAACCAGACCACUUGAUUUUUUUCUAAUCAUUACUCUUUCUAGAUUCCAAUCAUUCUCAGAUUCUGGAGACAGACUAAUUGGCAGCCAUGCAGAUUUAUUCAUGACCAAUACAACUUACAAUGUGAAUUUUAACUCUUUUACAUUUCUUCUCUAGACGACAUUACAAGAAUAACUCAAUUGAGUUGGCUAAAAAGGUCCUAAUAUGUUGUGAAACAAUUUAGAUAAUUCAGUCCCAAAAUGAAUUACAUUAUUGUUGUGCCAUGUUUGUGUGUUAAAAAUGAGUUAUCAGAUUCUUACACAUGAUGCAGAAACAAAGAAAUUGUAAAUAUUUUAAUGUACAAAAAUAAUGUGUCUAAUAAUGGAUAUAUGUUGAAAACUGUGUAUUGGCUUACAAAUCAGCAAGUUUACUCCAGCAAACAUAACGAAAUAAAUUAUUUUGGAUGAUA
Molecule: messenger RNA, 5892 nt
Organism: Pseudophryne corroboree (corroboree frog)
Lineage: Eukaryota; Metazoa; Chordata; Amphibia; Anura; Myobatrachidae
Product: bromodomain-containing protein 4-like
Exons: 3
Coding region: 4150-5100 (316 amino acids)
Source: RefSeq, a predicted model, not a curated record